UCAUCAUCACUACUAAAUUCAUAUUUGGGCAACUAGUGUCUAUUUGAUUUCUUCUUAACAAUUCCUUAUUAUUAUGAAUGCCUAACUCUUCAGGAAAUUGUCUAAUUAUCCGUAUAGAUGCUGGCUUACAGUAAGAAAACCAAGAAAGCGAUCUGUAAUUACUAUGGAGCUCCAUUAACUUCAAUAAAGAAGGAGCCAAAUCCAUAUGAGCACCACUACCUUAAUGCUGUGUUUCAUCUUCUAUUGAACCUUGAAGGACAAGCUGUUGGAUAUGAAACUUUAACUGAAAGACUAGUGAAUCUUUUCAUCAAAGCUGCUGAUUACAAGAAAGAUGAUGCUACAGACUCCAUCGGGCAGGUCUUUCUGAGCUUCAAGGAGAAAUGAGAGAAAUAUCAAGCUGAAAAUGAUCCAGAAUUAUCAUUCUUGCCUGUCCUGCCCACUAGUGAAGCACUGAUCUCUAUCCUUGAUUCAGAUUAUUUUGAAGAAGGAAUCACUACUUUUUAUGGAAGUCCUGAUACAAAAGCCUGAAUGCUUGAGCUGAUCCUGACAACUAUCAGAAACUUAGAAGUAGAUAAGAAAGGGGAAUUCGGAUCUGAACUUAUGGGUGAUGGAUCUAGUUUCAUCGAUACAUAUUUCAAAGGUCAGACUACUGACAGUUAUGCAAGCUCUUAUUGCAAUUACAGCUUUCCUGUUCGGAUGGAUGGCAUUUUUGAUGAAAUUAAGACGUCUGAAGGACAAUCAAAACUACUGCAAACUUUGGUAUCUGUUCGGGCACAAAAUGAAAUUAAUUCCCCAGUCUACACAUCAAUGGGCCAAAGAUUUCUGGUAAUAAAGCUUGAUUAUAGCAAUAUCACGCUUAUAAGGGAGGAUAUCCAAUCUAUUUGGACAUCAGUUGAGUCUAGCUUCAACACUGAAUUGCUCACUUCUCUACCUACUGAAGAGCACAAAGAUUCUGAGGCAAAUGCAGAACUUGUUGCAGUUAUUGAUAGACUGAAUAAAGAUUUUAAAACAAGCAAUAAUGAAGUCAAUAUGCUUAUCGAUUCAAAAUGGAGAAACCUCAAGACAACGAUCUAUAAGUCAAAUACUUAUGCUAACAUUGUUGAGGACUGAGUCUCAUCCCAACGGGUGCCUUUAGUACUGGUGUACAGACUUCUAGACAAUAUCCCAAAGCCAGAGCCUCCAACAUCUGCUCAGAAGAUUAAAGAAGUCAAUAAAAAUUCUCUAAAAUCAAAGGAAGGUCCAAAAAAAAAUCAUGGAUCGGGUAGCAAUAAUGGUAAUGGAGAAAAACCAACACGUGAAGUUCCACCAUUAAUGAAUGCACCAGCUCCAAAAUCCAACCCAUCUGUGCAGGAAAAAGAUGUUCCUUACAAUGACGGAAUCAGGAAAUGUAAAUGCGUUAUAUUUUAAAUACUUUUCUAUUAA
Molecule: messenger RNA, 1422 nt
Organism: Moneuplotes crassus
Lineage: Eukaryota; Ciliophora; Spirotrichea; Euplotida; Euplotidae
Source: the annotation of a GenBank genome assembly